Molecule: messenger RNA, 1191 nt
Organism: Phodopus roborovskii (desert hamster)
Lineage: Eukaryota; Metazoa; Chordata; Mammalia; Rodentia; Cricetidae
Product: voltage-dependent calcium channel subunit alpha-2/delta-3-like
Exons: 11
Coding region: 55-867 (270 amino acids)
Cellular component (GO): voltage-gated calcium channel complex
Molecular function (GO): voltage-gated calcium channel activity
Source: RefSeq, a predicted model, not a curated record
GGAAUCUCUGAUGCUUUGCUUUAUUUAUAAUCUGUCCCAGCUGUAGGCAUCCAGAUGAAACUUGAAUACUUCCAGAGGAAGUUCUGGACUGCCAGCAGACAGUGUGCCUCGCUGGAUGGCAAAUGCUCCAUAAGCUGCGAUGAUGAGACUGUGAACUGUUAUCUCAUAGACAAUAAUGGAUUCAUACUGGUGUCUGAAGACUACACACAGACUGGAGAUUUCUUUGGUGAGGUAGAGGGAGCUGUAAUGAACAAGUUGUUAACAAUGGGCUCCUUUAAAAGAAUCAACCUGUAUGACUACCAGGCCAUGUGUAGAGCCAACAAGGAGAGCAGCGGCAGCGCCCACGGACUCCUGGAUCCCUAUAACGCCUUCCUCUCAGCAGCCAAGUGGAUAAUGACUGAACUUGUCUUGUUCCUAGUGGAAUUUAACCUGUGCAGUUGGUGGCACUCCGACAUGACAGCUAAAGCCCAGAAACUGAAACAGAUCCUGGAGCCUUGUGACACAGAAUACCCUGCCUUUGUUUCUGAACGCACCAUCAAGGAGACCACAGGGAACAUUGCUUGUGAAGACUGCUCCAAGUCUUUUGUCAUCCAGCAAAUCCCGAGUAGCAAUCUGUUCAUGGUGGUGGUGGACAGCAGCUGCCUCUGUGAGUCUGUGGCUCCUAUCACCAUGGCACCCAUUGAAAUCAGGUAUAAUGAAUCUCUUAAGUGUGAGCGUUUAAAGGCUCAGAAGAUCAGGAGGCGUCCGGAAUCCUGCCAUGGCUUCCAUCCUGAGGAGAAUGCAAGGGAGUGUGGGGGUGCAUCAAGUCUCCAUGCCCAGGUGGUCCUGCUGCUGCUCCCCCUGGUUUUGAGUCUCUUCUCGAGGUGACACUGACUACUGAGAUGUUCUUUUGGCAUGCUAUAAAUUAUGGAUAAACUGUGAACCCAAAUAUGGUGCGACAUAGAAGACAUAAGCAUAGGCCAGCCAUCAGCAUCUCAUGAUUUUAAACUGUGCGUGAUAGAAACUCUUACAGAUACAUUGACAAAAAAGUUAUCUUUUUACUUUGCCAGUCAUGCAAAUGUGAGUUUACCACAUGAUCACCCUUCAUCAGAAACGGGGCUAUACUGGGUAGGCAGUAUCCCUUCUGCUUGAAAACCAUGGAAACCAAUUUAAAACUCUGUACUUUUUAAAUAAAGUAUAUUAAAAUCAUAA